This is a messenger RNA of Nannospalax galili (Upper Galilee mountains blind mole rat), 2382 nucleotides long. It is a transcript of the gene Serp1, whose product is annotated as stress associated endoplasmic reticulum protein 1. Gene Ontology annotation, biological process: endoplasmic reticulum unfolded protein response. Lineage: Eukaryota; Metazoa; Chordata; Mammalia; Rodentia; Spalacidae. The record is from RefSeq and is a predicted model, not a curated record. Gene Ontology annotation, cellular component: endoplasmic reticulum. Bases 305 to 505 code for a protein of 66 amino acids. The transcript is spliced from 3 exons.
UGACGUUGGCAGCCGAACCGGAGUAGCUCAAGGCUGCGGGCUGGUCUGUGCGGUGGUUGUUCUUCCUUCCCCUUUUCCCCACGCUCCGGGCGGCCGCUAGAGCCGCGGCGCUAGAACGCCCGGCCCGCUCCGCUUCCGGCGCCCUCCGAGCUCCGCCGCCCCGGCCCUCAGCGCUGCGCGCCCGCUCUCCAUCCAGGCCCAGCGGCCGUAGACGGUGCGGGCACCACGAGCCGAGCAUCCCGGCGGCCCGGGAGCGGCGAGCGAGCGUGUCCGAGCGGGGCCUGGGGCAGGUGGAGCCGCGAAGAUGGUCGCCAAGCAGAGGAUCCGCAUGGCCAACGAGAAGCACAGCAAGAACAUCACCCAGCGCGGCAACGUCGCUAAGACCUCGAGAAAUGCCCCCGAAGAGAAGGCGUCAGUAGGACCCUGGUUAUUGGCUCUCUUCAUUUUUGUUGUUUGUGGCUCUGCAAUUUUCCAGAUUAUUCAAAGUAUCAGGAUGGGCAUGUGAAGUGACUGACCUUGAGAUGUUACCAUUCUCCUGUGAAUUUUAACUUGAACUCAUUCCUGAUGUUUGACACCCUGGUUAAAAACAAUUCAGUAAAUCAUCCUGCCUCAGAAUGACUCCUUCCUAUCAUCCUUCCUGUGUCAUUCCAAGGUUUAUUCACCAGUCAUUCCAGGUUUUCUAGUCCAUACCACAGUGCCUUGCAAAAGCACCAUAUGAAAAAAGCAAUAAAAUUUGAUGAUUAAGUUCCAAUAGUAGACCUUACUCAUUCAAUAGAAAAUGAGUUUUAUGUGGUUAUUAAAACAGUAUAGUUAAUUAGAUUAAAUCUGUGUAGACAGGGUAUAGAUUUUGUUAACCCUAAGGUGUAAAUGCAAUUAGCUUAAUUUAAAAUUUGGAAUCUUAAGGUUUUCUAUAGCUAGGCACUUUAUUACUCUCAAAUGGAAAGCACACUCCAUUACAGGGUCAUAGUAAGGUGCUUACAAAUGGACAACCGCACAGCCUAGUUUUGCCACAAUUGUAUCCACGUAUGGUUUUUUAAAAGCUUCAAAGGCAUAAUAUAAGCAGAGAUGCUUAUAGCUCUGUCUGUUUUAAUGAUAAUGUUUCUAUUACACAACCUUCAACUUCACAUGAGUAUUAGUAACCUAAGGUCCCAUUUAAAAAAAACUUGCUUUAGCAUUUUGAAACUUAAUCAGUGACUGCAGUUUCAUGAAAGGCUAUCACAGUGGGGUGAAAUCAGGGAAGGUUUGUGUAUGUCAAACUGAUUCACCAGAAUUAAUUUUUCAGGUUUGUUAUACUAGACAAAAUUUAAGGGAAAAAUACUUUAAGAAAUAAAUGCCUCAUCCGAACAUGUAGAAUCCCGUGUGCCAUGAGACAUCUUAGCAUGUUAGUAGCACUUUUAGUACCAGAAAGGCACAUCUACUAAAAAGUUGCACAUGGUAUGGAAAUUGUUUCUUCCAGAUUUCUGAUUGAAACGCCCUUAGCAUACUAGCUAUGUCAAUCUAAAGUGGCAUUUGGAAUUAAAUGGAUUUACUGAUGAGAAUCAGUCUAGUCUUCCUUUGUAUGGUUUUUUUUGUAGGUUAUGAUUGAUCAAGUCUCCUUUCUAGUAGUAAGGUGAGGGUGAUGAGGCAGGUUUUGGGUUUUUCUAGUGCUGUUUCUGUAAGUAUUGGCUGUUUAUAUACUUAGCCAUAACUUGGUGCAAAAAGCUGAGCACUGUAUUAAUGAAUUGGAAGAAGCCUGCUUACGUUUGCUUUGUUAAUUGCCUCAGGAUGUCUCUUGAAAUAAGCUGUUUUCAAAGGAACAGAAGGGAAAUUUACUACCUAGUCUAUAAACAGUAUAAACCUCACAGGGGACUCAUCCCCUCAUGUGGAGCAAAGGAAAGGAGAGGUAAAGACGCACAGGACGCAAGUCCUGGGACAGGAAGAGAGCUGACCUGUGUCUGCAGCUUCAUGACUGACUUGGUACCUGCCUUUCACUCAGUCAAUCAAACCUCCCUGUCCUUCCUUCCCUCUUUGAAGCAAGUUUUGGUCAACUAAUUCUAUUUUACUCUGACUUUUAAAAUGAAAGCUAUUACUCUAAAUUUAUAAUAGGUGCCUUAUUUGCUUUGAAUCAAAUCAUUCCAUUAUCAGACUUCCCUCAGUUUACUAUAGAUAAUUGGCUUUAAGGUAUUUUUGUCUUUUAAACAAACAUACAGACUUUUGAUUAAUUUGUUAAGUUACUGUAGCUGGCAAUCAUUUUACAUUUGUAAAAUUGCAUUCCCUUUGUAUCCUGUGUGUAACUUGCCAAUUGAGUGCAUUUUAUGUUCAGGUUGGACUAUGCAUGUUUGGGUAAAUGAAAGCUGUGUCUGUUUGAUUUAUGGUUUAAAAUAAAGUUCCCUGAAUAUUUGA